GAUCUGUCAUAUGGCAAAUCCAUCCGUCCGUCUUAUUAGGAUCCCCUCCCUUCGGUGCUGCCGCCCAAUGCCGUUGUUAAAAAGAACAUACCCGUCACAGGGCGCAAGUAGAAAAUUUUCAAUUACACGCUGUUGCAGUGCUUAUAAAUUAAGCCUAGCCCCGCUCGCAUUCCAUCUGCAAGAAGAACUACACAAUUUGCAUGGCACUUUUCGGACAGUAACUCGAACCACUGCCUCUACCAAUUCAUUUGACCUCCUCCAAACCCCCGAGCCUUGCUGUCCCUGAUCCCCUUCCAGAGACCUAGUUCCGCCGCGAGACUACGCGCAGGUGAUUGUGGCUACUGCGGAUUGUUCAAUCGACGUCGUGACCUCAUUGUUGAGUAUAUAUAAUGGAAACCCAGACCGUCUUGGCAUCGCGCGAAUCCGGACGGAGCUCGGAGAGCAGCUCCCUGGAUGCCGUCGCCAACGAAAAACAGAAGCUGGCCGCUCAUGACAGCCUCCCCGACCUGGACAAUUCGGCCUCUCCGAAAAGAUGGAAGACAUUCUGGAAGUCGUUUCGCUUUUUGCACAAUUUGAGUCCCAAGCAGGUGGACGAUUUCAUGGCUUCCUACGUCAUCUACAACCUCGACUGGUCGGAUGAGAAGCAGAUGGUUGAGACGCUAGGGCCGAACUAUCAGGAAAAGGUCGGUGACUGUCUCAAGGCGUACUAUGGCGUCCUGAACCAUCUCUGUGCGCUGGGCGACGUGGAGAAGAUGUAUAUUCCGCCUUUCAUGAGCAAGAAGGCGACAGUGUUGGAGAACCAGCUGUUGUAUGAAGAGUCGAUUGCGCAGGAUAUCGGACUGUCGCCGGGCGAUAAAGUGCUGGAUCUGGGCUGCGGGCGCGGGCGGGUGGCCGCGCACAUGACGCAAUACUCGGGCGCGCAAGUCACUGGUCUGAACAUCGACCCCAACCAGAUCGCUCAGGCACGCUCCUACAACGAAAAGCUCGGCUUCACUUCCAACUCCUUCGUCGUCCAGGAUUUCAACAGCUUGCCUCUACCAUUCGAAGAUGCCAGCUUCGACGCGUUUUAUCAGAUCCAGGCUCUGAGUCUAUGUAAAGACCUCCCGACUCUCUUCCGCGAGAUCCACCGCGUCCUGAAGCCCGGCGCCAAGUUCUCCUGCCUCGACUGGGUCAGUCUGCCUGACUACGACCCGUCCAACCUCGAACAUGCCGAACUCAUGAGUCGCGUGAAGCCUCUCAUCGGCGCCGUCGGCACUCCUACCCCUGAAAGCCUGGAAAAAGCCCUCACCGAUGCCGGUUUCACCGUCAUUCGCUCGGACAAUGCCAGCGUCGGAGGCCUGCAGGCUCCCCUUAUCGAGAAGGUCGAUUUCUAUUUCCGGUCGAUGCGUCAGCUCAUCCUGGGGCUCGUCAAGGCCCAUAUGUUGCCCAAGCACUUCAAGACCCUGAUCAACCGCCUGUGUCUCGAUGGCGAAGCGUUCGUGAAGAUGGACACCAUGCGACUAGUGACGACGAGUUACCGCAUCAUCGCGCAAAAGCCUCGUCAAUAGAAUAUCGCGCGAAAAGGGUAGGAGCUUCAGGGUGUCAGAAUAGGCUCUGGUGGUUUUGCAUCCGCUUGGUGAAGCAUUAGUUCUCA
Molecule: messenger RNA, 1633 nt
Organism: Aspergillus homomorphus CBS 101889
Lineage: Eukaryota; Fungi; Ascomycota; Eurotiomycetes; Eurotiales; Aspergillaceae
Product: class I SAM-dependent methyltransferase
Exons: 2
Coding region: 390-1547 (385 amino acids)
Biological process (GO): ergosterol biosynthetic process
Cellular component (GO): endoplasmic reticulum
Molecular function (GO): sterol 24-C-methyltransferase activity
Source: RefSeq, a predicted model, not a curated record